CCCAGGCGAAGCGACGUGGUCCCGGGUGUGCGGGGGUCGGUGGCUUUCGCCAUGGGUCCCCGCGUGCAGUUGCCCCCGGAGAUCCAGCUGGCCCAGCGUCUGGCGGGGAACGAGCAGGUGACGCGGGACCGGGCGGUCAGGAAGCUCCGGAAAUACAUCGUCGCCAGGACUCAGCGGGCGGCAGGUGGUUUCACUCACGAUGAGCUGCUGAAGGUCUGGAAAGGACUGUUUUACUGCAUGUGGAUGCAGGACAAGCCACUCCUCCAGGAGGAACUAGGGAGGACCAUUUCCCAGCUCAUCCAUGCUUUUCAGAGCACAGAGGCACGGCACCUGUUCCUUCAGACGUUCUGGCAAACCAUGAACCGCGAGUGGCCUGGCAUUGACAGACUGCGCCUGGAUAAGUUCUACAUGCUCAUGCGGAUGGUCCUGAGCGAGUCCUUGAAGGCCCUGAAGAUGCAGGGGUGGGAAGAAAGGCAGGUGGAGCAGCUGCUGGAGCUGCUGACAACGGAGAUCCUGCACCCCGACAGCCAGGCCCCCAACGGGGUGAAGAGCCAUUUCCUUGAGAUCUUCCUGGAGGAGCUGAGCAAAGUGGGCGCCGCUGAGCUGACGGCGGACCAGAACCUCAAGUUUAUCGAGCCCUUCUGCAGAAUCGCCGCCCAGACUAAGGACUCCCUGGUCUUGCAUAACAUCACUCGGGGCGUCUUUGAAACGAUCGUGGAACAGGCGCCGUUUGCCAUCGAGGACCUCAUGAACGAGCUGGAGGCGCACGAGGGGGGCGGGCCGUCGGAGGACGAGCGGGAGCGGCACGUGCCGUCCAAGGAGUCGCGCAGAGGCUCUGUGCGCGGGGCCGCACCUGACACAAGUGACGAGCUGGCGGGAGACGGCGAGGACAGCACGGGCCCCGUCCUCCAGUUUGAUUACGAGGCGGUGGCCAGCAGACUGUUCGCAGCGGCCAGUCAGCGGGACACCCCUUCCCAGAACAGGAAGCGCCUCUACAAGGUGAUCCGGAAGCUGCAGGACCUCGCUGAAGGACUUUUCCCUGAGGAGGACGUUCCAGAAAAGGCCUACAGGUACCUGCAGGAAGGGGGGCGGGAGAGGAAGACGAAGAAGCGUCUGCCCAAAUCCGGGUCGCAGAACAAGGCAGGGAAAGGCGGCAAGGAGGACUUACGUCCGGACCUGAGCUCCGGAUCGGAGAGGAUGUUGCGGCGGCGGCGGCGGCGGGGCUCAGGGGCUGAGCGCACUGGACCCCAGGAGCAGACCGGGGGCCCAGCUGUGCAAGGAGCUCGGAAGAGGCGGCAGCGGCGGCCUCGGGCGGGGGCCAGAGUGAAGGUGGCCGAUUGACAGGAGCCACAGAUGACGAAGCAGCAGCCGCUACGGAGCCAGAAGGGACCCCACCAGGUCCAGCACGAGCCGGGAGGCGCUUCCCCUGUGGCCCCUCUGCUUUGUGCUGAGGUGAGGGGGGCCCAGGCCCGUGGGGGGCCCUGCUCCUAGACUGUGUCCCGGAAGGCAGCAGCUCCUGACCUGCUGUGUCCGCGGAGGGUCUGGUCCCUCGCUCGUGCCUGCGUCCCAGAAAGUGCUGACGCUGUGCUGACCUUGGUCAGGAACCCUUGAGACGUGAAACUGCCCUGCGGACAGCGCUCCCUGUCCGGGCACCAGCCUCACCCGGGUGUCUCUGAAUAAAACGCUGUGCAGCUCUUUGC
Hyaena hyaena (striped hyena) is the source of this 1700-nucleotide messenger RNA. It is a transcript of the gene RRP1, whose product is annotated as ribosomal RNA processing 1. The record is from RefSeq and is a predicted model, not a curated record. The coding region runs from base 52 to 1341 and encodes 429 amino acids. The transcript is spliced from 13 exons. Gene Ontology annotation, biological process: rRNA processing. NCBI's taxonomy places the organism in Eukaryota, Metazoa, Chordata, Mammalia, Carnivora, Hyaenidae. Gene Ontology annotation, cellular component: preribosome, large subunit precursor; preribosome, small subunit precursor; nucleus.